Molecule: messenger RNA, 1536 nt
Organism: Torulaspora delbrueckii
Lineage: Eukaryota; Fungi; Ascomycota; Saccharomycetes; Saccharomycetales; Saccharomycetaceae
Gene: CTA1
Product: catalase A
Exons: 1
Coding region: 1-1536 (511 amino acids)
Biological process (GO): response to hydrogen peroxide; hydrogen peroxide catabolic process
Cellular component (GO): peroxisome; cytoplasm; mitochondrion
Molecular function (GO): heme binding; catalase activity
Source: RefSeq, a predicted model, not a curated record
AUGUCUGGUAAGGGUAGUGACAACACAAACAGUUCUGAGGUGAGGAAGGAUAGGGUGGUGACAACCGUGGAAGGUUUGCCCAUCAAUGAACCAUUCGCUACACAGCGUGUGGGCCAGAAUGGUCCUUUGUUGAUGCAGGAUUCUAGUUUGAUCGAGUUAUUGGCUCAUUUUAACAGAGAAAGAAUUCCGGAAAGAAACCCUCAUGCACAUGGAUCAGGUGCAUUCGGGUAUUUUGAAGUUACCGACGAUAUCACAGACAUUUGUGGAUCUGCGAUGUUUAGUGAGAUCGGGAAAAAGACUAGGUGUUUGACGAGAUUUUCCACCGUGGGUGGAGAGAAAGGUUCUGCAGAUACUGCAAGAGACCCAAGAGGUUUCAGUACCAAAUUUUAUACAGAGGAAGGUAAUUUGGAUUGGGUUUACAAUAAUACGCCUAUUUUCUUUAUUCGUGACCCUGCAAAAUUCCCACAUUUUAUUCAUACACAAAAGAGAAACCCUCAGACUAAUACGAAGGAUGCAAAUAUGUUUUGGGAUUUUUUGACCACUCCUGAGAAUCAAGUUUGUAUUCAUCAAGUGAUGAUUUUGUUUUCUGAUCGUGGUACUCCAGCCAAUUACAGGCAGAUGAACGGUUACUCGGGUCACACUUACAAAUGGUCUAAUAAGAAAGGAGACUGGUACUAUGUGCAGGUCCACAUCAAGUCUAAUCAAGGUAUCAAGAAUUUGACCAACGAAGAAGCAGUCAAGAUCGCUGGUGAGGACCCAGACUACUGUCAAAAGGACUUGUUUGAGAACAUCGAAAAAGGUAAUGCGCCAACUUGGUCCGUUUACAUUCAAACCAUGACAGAGCAGGAAUCAAAGAGAUUACCAUUCUCGGUAUUUGAUUUAACCAAAGUCUGGCCUCAUAAACAAUUCCCACUACGCCGUGUUGGUAAACUAGUGCUAAAUGAGAACCCUCAAAACUAUUUUGCACAAGUUGAACAAGCUGCCUUUGCUCCAAGUAACACUGUGCCAUAUCAAGAGGCUAGUGCCGAUCCUGUCUUACAAUCGCGUCUGUUCGCUUACUCAGAUGCUCAUCGUUACAGGUUAGGUCCAAAUUUCAAUCAAAUUCCAGUCAAUUGCCCAUACGCUUCUAAAUUCUUCCACCCAGCAAUCAGAGAUGGUCCAAUGAACGUUAAUGGUAACUUUGGUGCAGAGCCAAACUAUCUGGCAACUACCAACCAAUACCAGUUUGUCCAGAAGGAUAGACCUAUCCAACAACAUCAGGAGGUAUGGACUGGGCCUGCUACUCCAUUCCACUGGGCAACGUCCCCCGGUGACGCUGAUUACGUUCAAGCAAGAGAUCUGUACCGUAAGGUAUUAGCUGCUCAACCAGGUCAACAAAAGAACUUGGCUCAUAACGUUGGUGUCCAUGUUGCCAAUGCACGUCCCGAUAUUCAAAAACGUGUCUUCGAGAUGUUUGCUCGUGUCGAUAAACAAUUGGCAACCGAUAUCAAGAGCGAGUGCGACGCUGCUAGCUCAGAGUUGCGUUCCAAGUUAUGA